AUGGCUAAGGAUUUGGAGCCAGAAUUUUGCCUCAAGUGGAGACACUGUGAGACCCCGGGCGUGAAGACGCUGGGCGAUCUCAGGAAGCUUCUGCACCGACUGCAGAGAGACCUCAAGGAAGAUGUCUUCCUCUACACCUCAGGCCACCUCAAUCCCAACAAGCUCCACCGGCCGCCCGAGACCCACCUGCCCGCCUGGUGCAGCACCAGCAGGCCAAAGGGGGAAGUGGCUUCUGGAGUGGGAAAGCCACCCGACAGGAAUGUCGCCAAGAUGAAAGAUGCUUGGGCUCAUUUUACCAUCAACACAGCUCUGCUUCCUGAUGAGGCCAGAAACAAGCGGCUGUUCAGGUACCUGAACCCCCAGGCGCGGGCUUCCCACACUUCCAGGGAGGACUUCACUCCCAGGCAAGGAGAGAAGGCGGAGAGGGACAAAGGCUUUCCUGAAGGACGCAGGAGAGAGGAGCUCAGGCUGCCCCAGGUGAAGGUGCUGAGGUACCGAGAGCCAGGGUCCAGCCGCCGCUGCACCCUGACGGCCCCAGGCCCGGACGAGUACCAGUACAUCAACUCCUACCUGGCCGGCAUAACCAAAGCCGACAGGUACCAGAAGUUCUUGAGUUUCCAAAAGCAAGUUCUGGCAAAGCAAGAUCUACUGAAGAGUGAUUUCACAGGGGCCAAGGUGGCGACGGGCCAUGAGAAGAAGUUGGAGGAGAAACUCCAGAAAAUAUGCACGUGCCCCCCGCAAGAGCUCAGCAGGCUGCAGGUCUUAGGAGAAGUGUUUGAAGAUGUUUGCAACAGUUCUUUGAUAUUUGGUGACAUCUUAAAAGAAGUUAAGGAUGAAUAUGAACUCUACAUGACCAUACUCCUGUGCUCCCAGCCCACAGAGCAGUAUGAGACUUACCUGGCUGAAGCGAAAGAGCUAGAGAAGAGUCCCGUGCGGAGAGGAGAUAUUGACCAGGCCAGGGAGGAGCUGAGGAAACUCAUGAAGGCCACCAGAGCGGCCCUGGAGCACCACAACAAACUCAGAGAUGAAUUAGAGGUGGAGAACAAACUGCUUCGAAUCACUAAGGAAAGAUCAGAAGAAACCGAGAAAAAAGUAAUUGAUGAGGAACAACUUACUCUUACGGAGAAGGUUGAAAUUCAGAGAUGUGAAAUACUCAAGAAAUGGGAUGAAAUUCAAGACCUUGAAAAGCAAAUUAAAGCAACACUGGUGCACACUGGAAUUUCAGGCAUUGCUGAGAAUAAGCUUAAAAGCAUAGAGAAUGAAGCUAUAAGAUUGGAAACAUCAAAUAGGAUCCUAAAGAAGAAAUUGGAAGCCAAUGAAAACCAUUUGAAGCAGUUCAUGAGAAAGAGCAAUAUCAGUGAGGAGGAGCAGCAGUGA
Molecule: messenger RNA, 1377 nt
Organism: Marmota flaviventris (yellow-bellied marmot)
Lineage: Eukaryota; Metazoa; Chordata; Mammalia; Rodentia; Sciuridae
Gene: C6H6orf118
Product: chromosome 6 C6orf118 homolog
Source: RefSeq, a predicted model, not a curated record